AUGCGGGCGCUUAAGAUGACAUAUUUAAUAUAAUAUAGACUUUAUAUGCCGUCGGCGCGGGAGUAUGCGGCCUCGGAGGACACGGCGCUGCUGCGCGAUGGAGGUUCCGGCUGGGGCUACAGCGUCCCCAGCGUCGGCGUCGCCCUUGCCGGCCGCGGCGGAGGCAAGGCCGGCUCAGGCGCCGCAGCGCAGCGAGCAGCGAGCGACAGCGCUCCCCUCAAGAGCAGCAAGGCGGGAGCGGUGGACGACGAUGACGAGGAAACGUUCUUCGAACGCAUCAACAACAGCGACGCCAUGGUCCGCUUCAAUGCGGCUCUGGACCGCAUCUACCAAAACUACUUUGUAGCUGUGGCGUUCGACGUGGUGGGCUGCCUCAUGUUCCUAUUCGACAUCUACACGGACGCACUAGUGGUGAAGGCGCUGUCAGAGACGGAGCACAAGGACUGGAUGAUCACCACACUGGUGCUGAUCUUGUACCACUAUGCCCUCAUGGCGGCGCUGAUUACCGCUUACUACCGGCGUAUCAGCACCAAACUGAAUGUGCUGGGCCUUGAGGAGGGCGACUCGACGGUGGGCGGCGCGGCAGUGCUGGGCGGCCGCCAGCGCUACCGCUGGCUGCUGCUGCUGCCGCUGGCCAUCCCCGGGGUGGUGGUGUUGGACAUCUGCAUGCUGUUCACCUCGCUGCUGCCACUCAUGUUCCCAAGGAUGUUUGCCAACUUCAGCUCCUUCCUGUCCAACUACAAUUUCUCACGGUUCUUCAUCGAGUUUGUGUUCGAGUCCAUUCCCCAGACCGUCCUCCAGACCUACAUCUACCACCAGCUGGCCAAGAGCCACCUGGCAGGCAGCGGGCAGCAGCGCACCGUGGCUCUGUCGCUGACCAUCUCCAGCAUCAACUGCCUCAAGUACGGCUACAAGCUGUGGAAGGCCGCGGACGACGCCGGGCUCACAUUGCUGGAGUACUUCAAGUACCUGCUGCUGCUCAAGGGCAACUACGAGUGCAGCCCCAGCUCCAUGAUUGCCGUCAUCAACGAGUGCUGCGCCAUGAAGCGGGCCGCGGCACUGGAGCGGACGGACACGCGGGCGGGCGCAGCGGGCGCAGGCGCGGGCGCAACAGGCGGCGGCGGCGCAGGCGCGGAUGCAGACUCAGCACUGGCGCAGCCAGUGGGGCUGGGCGGAGCGGCAGGGGGUGCAGGCGGCGGUGGUGGUGCUAGUACUGGUGGUGGUGCUGUGUUCAUUAUGAACGGAUUCCACCUGCACCGCAACAAGAGCCAGUACGGCCCGGCGCAACAGGCCUACAUCCUGCUGAACGCCUUUGACCGGAUGGAGGGCUGCUCCAACGUCACCCGGUGGGUUGUGAGCGGCUGCCCGCUCGCCUCCAUGAACCGCAUUCUGGAGAAGGGCAUCAAGGCCUUCAAGAACCUCAACACACUCGAGGUGAACGAGUGCGCCUUGCGGGGUGACACGUGGAAGGUGGUGACCCGGGCCAUCAAGCGCCACAAGUACUUGGACAAGGUCAAGCUGAUCCAGACUGGCAUCCUGACCAAGUACCGCAACGCCAAGCGGCUCCGGGUGGUGACGGGCCUGUUCAAGCACUCGCUGCGGCUGCGCACCGUGGCGCUGUGCCUGCACUGGUGGGACGAGCAAUACCUGCAGGAUGCUGUGGAGCUGUACCUGCUGGACCACCCCACACUGGAGUCACUGGCCAUAGAGCUGCCUGCCGGCGCGCCCUUCGCCGCGCGGGACGCAGCUUCAGACCCGCACGCCGCUACGUCAGUCACAGGGGCGGGAGCCGGGGCCGGGCACAUGAAGGGAGGCGGGUCGGGGCGCGGCAACUCCCACCCGCCGCAACUCCUGUGGCAGGCCUCCACAGGGCUGUGGGGCCAGGGCGUGCCCGGCGCGAGGCGCUGGUCGUACACUGGGCCCGGCACCGGCGGGGGCAAGGGCGGGGCAGGCGGCAUGGCUGCAGCAGCCUUCCCCGCCUCAAGGAGUGCCGGCGGCGCCCCCAGCAGCGGCGGCGCGGCAGGCGCCGCCGGCCGCGCACGCUUCGGCACGGGCAGCGCGAGCAGCGCCGGCGGCACCUCCACUGGCUUCCUGAGCCCGUUCGCAGUGGACACGGCCGCAGCGGUGGCGGCGGCCGGCGGCAACGAGGGUGGAGGCGGCGGCGGUGGCGGCCGAGUGGGCGGGGCGCUUGCGGCGCUGCCUGGCGCGCUGCUGGGCUGGGUGCAGCAGGGCAGCGGCGCGCUCAUCGGGCUUGCCUCCUACGUCUCCGGCACCACCAUCAGCACUCUGCAGGGCUUCACCUCGGCAGUAAUCGGCGGCCCCGCCGGCUGGGGUGAUGAUCCGGAGGCCGCCGCCGGCGCAGCCGCUGCCGCAGGCGGCGGCGCCGGCGACGGCUUCGCCGCCGCCGGCGUGGCCUCGCCCCGUUACUGUUGGAUGUUGGCGUCGGUGCUGGCGGCGGCGCCGGCGCUCAAGUCGUUGUACAUACAUAACCAUGCGCUGCCGGAGGCGGCGCAGGGAGUGGGCGCGCUGGCCGCGGCGCUGCUUGGCAACACGCGCCUCACCAGCCUCAGCCUGCGCGGCAGCACGGUGGGAGACGCCGGGGCGGCGGCACUGGCGCGCGUGCUGUCAGCGUCAGGGAUAGGGGGAGGUGGCGGCGGCGGCGCGGCUGCGGCGGCAGCUGCGGCGGCGGCCGGCAUGGGCGGUGGCAAUACGACGUUGCAGUCGCUCAACCUGCGCAAAUGUCAGCUGCAUGACGAAGGCGUGAUCGCCGUUUUCGGCUGCCUGGCUGACAACCAGGCCCUGAGGACGCUGGACCUCUCACACAACCGAGUGCAGGGCGCCCGGGUGGGUCGGGUGCUGGAGCGGGCUCUGCGCCUCAACAGCUGCCUCUCGGAGCUGCGGCUGGAGGGGUGGCGCGACACGUUCGACGACCCACAGGUGGUGUCGGCUCUGGCCUCCGCCCUGGCCGUGAACAGCGGCCUGCGCUCCCUCAGCCUGGCCGGCUGCAGCCUGUCCACCUCGGGCGCCAUCACCCUGGCGGCGGCACUGGCCGUCAACAGCAGCCUCACCAGCCUCAACCUCUGCGUCACCUGCGCGGACGGCGGGCCCGGCUGCGGCGGAGGGGGUGGGGGUGGGGGUGGGGGUGGUGGAGGGGGAGGAGGCGCCGCGGGCGCGGCGGGCAAGACGAGCUCAGCGCUAGGCACAGGCAUCGGCGACCACGGUGUGGCCGCGCUCGCCGCCGCGCUGGCGCGCAACACCACCCUGCGCGAGCUGCACCUGGGCGGCGCGGUGGUGGGGGAGCUGGGUGGCGCCGCGCUGGGGGACGCGCUGGCGGGCGGCGCCAACCGCAGCCUGCAGCUGCUGGACCUCAGCUGCGAGGCGGGCGGCAGCGGCGCGGCGGAGGCGCUGGCGGAGGCGCUGGGGGCGGGCGGGUACGCGGUGCAGGUGCAGGUGGCGGCGUGCGGCGUGGAGGGGCUGCAUGGCGCGGCGGCGGGGGCGGGGCCGGGGGCAGGAGAAGGUGGCGGCGGGCAGGCGGCGGGCGUGUGUGACGCGGCAGCCGUGUCAAUCUUCACCGCACUGCAGUCCAACACGGGGCUCAGGGUGCUGCGGCUGCGCGGAGCCAGCGGCCUGUCCAUCCGGGCCGUGCGCGCCGCCGCCGAGGCGCUGCGCCGCAACACCACCCUGCGCGAGCUGGACCUGAGCGGCGCCACCUUCCUCGCCGCCGACCCCGACCUGCUGCUCAGCACCUCUGUGUCCGUGGGCGGCGUGGGCGCGGGCAUCAGCGGGUACGCCUCCGCCGCGGCGACGCCCUCCCACAGGCAGCACCAGCAGUACCAGCAGCAGCACACGGGCUCGCUGGCGCGGCUGUCGAGUGCCGCUGGGCAUGCGCACGGCCACCAACACCACUUCCGGAGCAACAGCCACAGCCACCCGAGUGGCGGCGGCGGGGGCGGGGAGGUUCUGCCGGCGCUGCCGCGGCCGUCGUCUCUGAAGUCCAUUGGCUCCAGCCGCUCGACGCAGUCACUUGUUGCGCUCGCACGCGGACAGCAGCACCUGCAGACCACCCCGCCGCACACGCCGCGCAACGGCUCCGCAUUUGAAGACGCCGCGGCGGCCGCAGCCGAAGCAGCUGCCGCCUCUACGCCCCGCCGCCCUAGCAGCGCCGGCCUCAACAGAAUACCUUCGGUUGGCGGCGUGCUGGGCGGCGGCGACGAUGACGCAGGCGGCGGCGGCGGUUGCAACGGCGGCCUUAGCGCAGAGGCAAUGGAGAUGGUGGGAGCCUUGUGGAGCGCCUUCGCGGGCGGCCUGGCGGCAAACACGUCGCUGCGGGUGUUGCGGCUGGCCUACUGCGGACUGGGCGCAGUGGGUGCGGCGGCGCUGGCGCCGGCGCUCAUGCAGAACUCCACGCUUACGGAGCUCGACCUCACGGGUCUGUCCGCCGCCACCGCCCGCCAGCAGCUGGGUGCAGUCAUAGCCUGCGCCGCCGCCAACCUGUCAGCAGCCGCCGCCGCCGCCGCCGCCUCAGCCGCCGCCUCCACCGCCCACCUCGGUGCCCUGGCACAUGGCGGCGGUGGCGGACAUGGCUGGCCUGGCCACGGCAACCGGGCUGUACAUCUUGGCGGUGGCGGUGGGGGUUGGGGUGGGUCGGGAACGGGCACGCCACGCGCCGCGGCAGCCAGCGGCAGCUAUGCCUCCGGCCUGGGUGGGGGCGGCGUGUGUGCGCUGGUGAGCAUCAAGGCGACCAGCGAGUCCUAUGAGGUUGUGGACGUGCUGGGGGCGGACAAGGUGACCAGCAGGGCUGCGGAGGAGGCGGCGGCCGCGGCGGAGGAGGCCAUGCGCGCCCCGGGGCGGUGGGGCCGCCGCAGCGGAGGUGGAGGAGGAGGAGGAGGUGCCGGGCCAGGCAAUGGGAAUGGGGAGUAUAUAGGCGGGGCGUUGUUGAGGCGGGGUGGUGUGAGCCGGUCGAGCAGCCAGGGGAAGCUGGCGGACAGCGCGGGAGGAGGUGGCAUCAGCAGCAGCGGCGGCGGCGCAGCCGUGGGCCACGGUGGCGCGGGUGGGUGGUGGAACAGACUGCUGCGGCGGUGACCAGUUACCGUGUAGCAAUGCCGUAUGGUGGUGAGCGUGAGUUUGCUUUUCGAUGAUGGGUCGUGCUACUCAAAACCAACUUUCCGCAACGUAGACGGAUGACAGCCGUGUCGUACAGUGUCGUACUGAGUGUCGAGUUCAUUGUCGAAUUGAGUGUCCUCGAGAACGUCAGAGAGCUGUGUGUGCAAUUACCAUGCACGAUGGCAUGGCGCGGUCGCAGCCUGCGAGUCUAAAUAGCAUAUGCCUUACUUGGUUUCGUGCCGCUUGGCGGUCUUCGUCAUGAUCAUGCCUGCACAUUAUGUAGCUUAUACAGCGGAAGUGUGGUGGUGACUAAGGGAAGCGUCGUGCGGAAGACGCACUCGGCGUGUGUGGGCUCCUUGGUGCAUGCUCCUGACACCGCAGCGCUGCUGACAUGUUGAUGAUGGCGUCCUAGGCGUCCUGCAGAUGGUGGGGUGGAGUGGAAUGCAACGUUCAUGCUGAUUAGGAUGUGUGCGAGACUGUGUGUGCGUGCGCGCGAAUGACUUGACCGUCCGUACAACUGUGGAUUGAACGCGUGCUGGUAACUCCGCUCGGACCUGUUAGUUGGCAAACAUCGGGGGCUUCAUGUGCAUCGCUUUUGAAACCGUAUUGACAUUGUUGGCAUUGCAUGAAGGGACCAGUGGACAUGCACGUGCAUAUGUCGGGGGUUCGACUUUGAGGAAGUUCCUGGCUGGCGGCCUGCGGCCGUGUCUGGACGUGUCGCUCAAGAGCUCCGGGGACGUGGAGUACCUGAGGGCCUACAUGGUGGGGGCUCGGGGGCUGGGUUGAGUCACUUUCCAACGUAUGCACGUCGGAAUGCACGUCGUGCUCACCACCUUGUAACCACACACAACA
Molecule: messenger RNA, 5955 nt
Organism: Chlamydomonas reinhardtii
Lineage: Eukaryota; Viridiplantae; Chlorophyta; Chlorophyceae; Chlamydomonadales; Chlamydomonadaceae
Exons: 24
Coding region: 46-5082 (1678 amino acids)
Molecular function (GO): protein binding
Source: RefSeq, a predicted model, not a curated record